Mobula hypostoma (lesser devil ray) is the source of this 3350-nucleotide messenger RNA. RefSeq names its product coiled-coil alpha-helical rod protein 1 (gene cchcr1). Lineage: Eukaryota; Metazoa; Chordata; Chondrichthyes; Myliobatiformes; Myliobatidae. The transcript is spliced from 17 exons. Gene Ontology annotation, cellular component: centriole. Gene Ontology annotation, biological process: cell differentiation; protein export from nucleus. Bases 255 to 2738 code for a protein of 827 amino acids. The record is from RefSeq and is a predicted model, not a curated record.
AUAGGUCGUGGCAGGCGUUCUCCAGCCGGACGGUAAAAGAUGUAACCGCCGGCGGAGUGUUUGUGGCGCCGGACGCGCGGAGUUGGCGGUUCGGUGAAGCGGGAGGGGCGGAGGGGAGAGGCAAACCCAGUCAUUCUUUGCUCCACACUCCACCUCAGUAGGUGGCGGUACUGCACCGUUUGCCAACCGCCAUUAAACAUUACUGGAGGGAGAGCAACAACGAACCAAGUAACGGCAGGAGGAACGGGAGAGCGAUGUCGGAGAGGCCAGGCAGAGGGCUGGAGCCACCGGCAGCUUUCGGGGGCAAAAUCGGGCCAGAGGACCUGAUUCCCCCAUCACACUUCAGCAGUCGAACCCGUGCCCCACCGCCACUGGACUCAAACCCCUGGGCUGCCCUGUCCAAGGCUACCAAAGACAUCCUGGAACUGAGGCAAGAGAAUGAACGUCUGAGGAGGAGGCAGGGAUCACCAAACAGGUGCUGCUGCGAAUUUGAAAAGGAAAGGUCAUCAGAACAGGAGAGAUCACUGCCGAGCCAUGAGCUGGCCAGACGGGUGGAGGAGAGUUGGGAGGCACCCUGCCUGGAGGCGGGGCUGCUGAGGGACAGGGUGGCGCGGCAGGCGGCCGCCGUUGCCGAGAAGGACCGUCUGCUCGCCUGUCUGGGUGAGCAGCUGGGAGAGCUGAGGGCCGAGCUGCAGAGGCUGGGGGCAGCCCCGCCACAGCAUCGCCACUGGGACGAGACGGAGGACCAGCGGCGAGAGUUGCAUGCGGUGAGGGAAGGAGACCGCUCCCCCCAGGAGCCCGGGAAGCAGCAGGGAGAGCCAAAGGAGCUGAGAAGGAGGGAACAGCAAGAUGGCUCAGCCUGGCUGAGAGAAGAGACAAGCAGGGAGAACCACUUGCAGCUGUCACUUGUGCCUAAGUCUCUGGACGGCGACCUGGAGACUCUGCGGCAAAGGGUGGCCGAGUUGGAGGAAGAGCUGCAGCAGACUCAAGAGAAAAGCCGGGGCGAGACGGCACACUUGAGGGCAACUCUUGAGACCACAGCUCAGGAGCGGGAUGCCCUGCAGGAAGAACUGAGUAAAGCCAGAGGGACGCUGGAAUCCCAAGGCUCCUUGAUCCGACAACUCCGCACCUACAUCGGACAACUGGUGCCGGAUGAGAAGCAGCUGGAAGAAGCCCGGCAGGAGAAGGAGCAGCUGAGCAGCAGGGUGCAGCACCUGGAGAAGGAGAAGGAGACACUAAGAGCCACAUCAGAGCUUCUCAACGUGCGCCUGACAUCUCUGAUGGACAUUCUCACCAUCCAGGAGAGUGACCGCAGUGGGAAGCCUACACUGGAUGUCCAGAGCGGGGACAAUAGGAGGAAAGCAUCAGUGGUGACGCGUUGGAGAGAGAAGGUGUUUGCUCUGAUGGUGCAGCUGAAGUCGCAGGAGAUCAGUCACACCAACGAUAUCAAUCAUCUCCAGGUCAAGGUUGCACACCUGGAGGAGGAGCUUGCCACGAAAGGUCAAGAACAUGCCGUGCUGGUCCACAGCUUACAGGACAGGACUGCAGAGGUGGGCAUGGAGCGAGUGAAAAACCAGUCCCUCAGAGAUGAGCUGGCUGAUGCUCAGAAUAGUGUGGUUCGGUUUCAGGAGAUGGCAAACCGAGCUGACGAUGCCCUACACCACAUCCAAGAGCAAAUGAGCAGUUUCUACCAGAGGUUCCUGGAGCAGGAGGCGGAGCUGAAGACAGCCUUGUGUCAGCUGGUGAACCUGAGCCAGAGGGUGACCUUCGCCAACAAGCGGAUUGACACCAUUCACGGGUUGUGCGCCCGGAAGGAGGCACUCGCUCGACUUCAGCUACAGGAGAGAGACAGGGAGACAGGCAGAGAUGUGGGCAGACGCCCCUAUGAGGAUCUGGAGAAGGAGCUGGAAAUGCUGAACGGGGAGCGGGACCAGCUGGCAGCUGAACUGAGGCGGAACUCGCAGCUGAUUGAGAGGAAGGUUACAGAGGCGCGGCUGAAGUUUGAGGUGGACUUGAAGGAGCACCUGGCGGCGAAGGGGCAGCUGGAGGAAGCCUUGGCGCAGGAGACCCGACAGCAGCAGAGGCUGACCGAGCAGCUGAGCGAGGCCCAGCAGGAGCUGAAGGAGGCCUGGGAGGCCGCGGAGGAUCUAAAGGCAGACCUGUGCCGGCAGCAGGCGCACUACGAAGAAGCCCUGCGUGAGAAGAUGGCGGAGGUGGAGAGGCGUGCAGCCGAGCAGCUGUCCGAAAUGGAGAAGCGACUCAACGAGGCGCGCAGGGAGCAUACCAAGGCAGUGGUGGCCCUGCGCCAAACGGACCGCCAGGCGGCGCGAGACAAGGAGCGGCUGGAGACCUGCGCGAAGCUACAGGAAGAGCAACUCCAGCGGGAGGCCCAGAAGCUGAGUGAGCAGCUGAGGGAGCUGCAACGGGACAAGAACCUCCUGGUGGCGACACUGAGACAGGAAGGGCUACUCAGUCAGUUCAGGAAGAGCCGAGCUGUGGCUGUCCACAUGUCUACUGCCCUCUCUGACCAGUCGAAGCCAACCAGGGCCCCAGCCCAGUCGCCAGCCUCGAGGCCUAGAGGCACUGACCCCUCGAAAGGUACGUGUGAGCAGUUGCAGUUUCCCGUCGUGAUGACUGAAGCAGAAGGGCGCUGGAACCAGUCACUUUGCGAAGGAAGAUUCCCUUGCAGAGGUUCUCAAGGAACUGCAAGUAUUGAGCGCAGCAGUGACUAUGGAUGAAGAGGAGAGAGAGAUAACAGAGGAGGAGGAGGAAGAAACUCAGUAGGAAGGAAGGAAGUUUCAAGCCAACUUUUCCUUGAAGAUUGCCAGCUGAUUAAUGCUCCUGGGUGAUCACAGGCUUCCGCAGAUAAGAUCAGUUGGUGAUGCAUGUGGGAGAAUACGAGCUGCAGCUCAUUUCUGCUUCCGCAGCUCUCUGAAGUAGAUCUUCAUCACACUAGUUUGGUGCACAGUCAGAUGCUCUGCAGCUCAUGGUGCGUGCCUCUCCACAUAAACGCUGAGAGGUUUCAUUCCUAGUCCAGUGAAUCUGAAGCUGCAAAAUCCAAAACGGUAAACCAAGUUCCCAUCUGCUUAAACGAAAAGGUUACGCACUGGGAUACAUGCCUUUCCUGACACAGCAGAGGGGAGCGAUCACAAGCCAAGUUGUAACCCCCUUAUCAACCACGGACGUAAUGUUGUGGAAGUUUAAACUCUCUGACAGCUGGUUUUGUUAUACCCCAUAUAAUGGUUUAAUCACAAGGUUUCACUAACCAGCUUUCUGCUUUUGUACUAUAUCUGACAGGUUGGCCCUAAUUCCUAAUGUUUUCAUCAAAAACUGAAGUUUAUAUUUAUAUU